GUCUCAUUCAUUCAGUGCAAGACAGCUGUGUGGAGCACCGGGUCUGCUGCAAACUUAUCAGUUCUCAUCAAAUAACAAUCUGCGUAACGUUUUAUGUAAUCAGCUUCAAUAUUUCCAAGCGGCAUUGCAAACCUAAACUUGGAUGUAUAAGUAACAACAUCUGACAAAAGUGUACGUUUACAUCACAGUUUGAAUUAGGGCAUUUUCUGCGCUGUUUAACAAAUAAACCCUUGAGCUCGUCUGAAUUUGGAACAGCGUCUCCAGACUUGACUACACUGCACUGCUGGUGUGUGUUUGUGGAUUUACUUUUCCGGAACUAUUAUCCCGAAGGUGGCCCAUGAAUGCAAACAUUUGGAAAGAAAUCCAAAUGUUUUUUUUUUCGCAUUGGAUAUACAGUAUUCGUUAUGUUCAGUGUUUAUAGCAAUUCAUGCUUGAUGAUGAUUUCAUUGGUUGGAUCUUAUUAGGCGUAUCGGUUGAUAGAUUUGGAAAUCAUGGAUGAUUGCAAAUAGGGUUUCAGAUGCAUGCCAAGUCCACAGUGAAUGUCGGAAGUCGUGAUCACCUCAGAUGGAGCCCCAAAGUCCACAUGGCAAUGGCGGUUCAUUAGUUGUGAUACAGCAGCCUUCCUCGGACAGCAGACCAAGGUUUGCCUAUGAAAGAGGGAUUCAGCAAACAGCCAUUCUCUCACUGGACCAAAUCAAGACUAUCCGGUCAAGCAAUGAGUACACAGAGGGUCCUUCUAUGGUGAGAAAGCCUGCUCCCAGGAUAGCUCCAAGGCCAGAGAAGCACGAAAGGACUCAUGAAAUCAUACUGAUCAAUGUGAAUAAUAACUAUGAACAUCGUUCUUCUACCCAGCCAGGAAAUGCGGGUCUGCAGUAUAAUGCUAGGGUGCCUGUAUUGAGUAGGUCCACCAGCACGGGGAGUGCAGCAAGUUCAGGGAGCAGCAGUAGUGCCUCUUCAGAACAGGGUCUACUAGGGCGCUCACCAGCAACAAGGCCUAGCCCGGCCCACCGAACGGACAAGCCAGUUCGAACACAGCCCAAGUCUUCUGCUUCAUUAGGGGACAAGCUUAAAAGUUCAGGGAAAGAGGAAAACACAAAACAUCAGUUUAUCUGUGAACAGUGUGGCAAGUGUAAAUGUGGUGAGUGCACAGCACCGAGGACUCUCCCUUCCUGCCUGGCUUGUAACAGCCAGUGUUUAUGCUCAGCAGAGAGCAUGGUGGAGUAUGGCACGUGUAUGUGCUUGGUCAAAGGGAUUUUUUACCACUGUUCAAAUGAUGAUGAAGGGGACUUGUGUGUGGACAAUCCUUGCUCCCUAUCCCAGUCACACUGCUGCUCAAGGUUCAUGUGUAUGGGAUUAAUGUCUAUGGUGUUGCCUUGUUUACUCUGCUACCCUCCAGUCAAAGGGUGUGUUAAGAUGUGCCAGGGCUGCUAUGACUGGGUGAACAGGCCUGGGUGCCGGUGUAAGAACUCCAAUACUGUUUAUUGCAAACUGGAGAGCUGCCCCUCACAGAGCCAAGCCAAACCCUCAUGAUUCCACUUGGAACUCUCAUCAGUCUUGUUGUUAAGUUAAAUGUUAUGUACCCCCCCACCCCCCCACACACACUUUAUCCUCUCUGGAACAAGCAUGGAGAAUGAUGCCACUUUUGCUAUCCUCUGACCUUUUACAAGCCAGUGUUUUGCCUUGCAAUUCUUUUGUGUUGUUUUUGGCUACUCAUUAACACACUUCAUUGUAAUGACAUACUCUCUAGGGAGGGGUCUUCUCUGUGCUUCAGCUUUGUGUGAGACCAUCUCCUUACCAAAUUUGUGAAGGACUAUCUAGACAGUGAUAAAUAUAUACAUAUAUGUAGCGGUUACCAGAUUUUCAUUGCAACCCAGAUUGUUAUUGUUUGUAUAUCUAAAUUGUAAAUGGGUGCCAUAUAAAACGGUGGGUAUUUCUGUUACUAUGCUAUUAACAUUUUGGUAAACUUAAUUUAUGUAAGACUUAAAGUAUUCAUGUCCCACUUCUCCCCCCCCCCCCCCCCCACCACCCCCA
This is a messenger RNA of Polyodon spathula (Mississippi paddlefish), 2031 nucleotides long. It is a transcript of the gene spry1, whose product is annotated as sprouty homolog 1, antagonist of FGF signaling (Drosophila). The record is from RefSeq and is a predicted model, not a curated record. Bases 565 to 1530 code for a protein of 321 amino acids. Lineage: Eukaryota; Metazoa; Chordata; Actinopteri; Acipenseriformes; Polyodontidae. Gene Ontology annotation, biological process: negative regulation of Ras protein signal transduction; negative regulation of MAP kinase activity; multicellular organism development. Gene Ontology annotation, cellular component: membrane; cytosol. The transcript has 2 exons.